AUGAAACCAGAACUUUUAGAUCAUGCUCCACCAGGUAAUACAGCAGUUUGCAAUCUUCGAGGCUGGAUAACUUCAGAAAUAUUUUUGACUUGGUUCAAAAAUUUCAUCAAAUUUUCCGGAGCUACUCCUACUAACCACGUAUUGCUGCUUCUAGAUGGUCAUGUUAGUCACACUCAAAAUUUAGAAGUGAUUGAUCUUGCUCGUGAAAAUGGAGUCAUUAUACUUUGUUUUCCUCCUCACUGCACACAUAAAAUGCAACUCGUAGACGUUGCAUUUAUGAAGCCACUCAGCACUUAUUACGAUCAUGCUGUUAUAGGUUGGUUAAGAUCACAUCUUGGACAUGUGGUAACUGUAUUUCAGAUAAGUGAAAUAUUUGGUAAUGCAUACGUUCAGGCGGCUACAAUGUCUACCGCCAAUAACGGAUUUAGAAAAUGUGGUAUAUGGCCAUAUAAUCAUAAUAAUUUUACUGAUUCGGAUUUCAUUUCUGCUGAGGCUACGAACAUACAAAAUAUUGCAGACUCGUCGAAAGUUAAACAACAAAGGGUAUCAGAAGCCGAAGGUCUUCAACCUGGAGCAGUACCAUGUCUGUCUUUAACAACAACAGUCACAACUGUAUCUUCAACAGCCACGAUAACUUCUCAUACUGAAACUCUUGCAACAGAACCUGAAGUUACAACGACAUCUUCCACUCCACCUAGAACAGAGUUAAUCGCCGAAUGUUAA
This is a messenger RNA of Parnassius apollo (apollo), 723 nucleotides long. The record is from the annotation of a GenBank genome assembly. Lineage: Eukaryota; Metazoa; Arthropoda; Insecta; Lepidoptera; Papilionidae.